Messenger RNA from Aspergillus oryzae RIB40, 1710 nucleotides. Its product is annotated as FG-nucleoporin nup42. The record is from RefSeq and is a predicted model, not a curated record. Lineage: Eukaryota; Fungi; Ascomycota; Eurotiomycetes; Eurotiales; Aspergillaceae. Bases 1 to 1710 code for a protein of 569 amino acids. The transcript has 4 exons.
AUGGUGGUCUGCAGCUUCUUCCAGCAAGGCCGGUGCAAAUUUGGAGGGAACCGCUUUGGAGUCCUGUCUGGAGGAGGUGGUGGUGGAGGCUUCGGAGGUCGUUCUGCGCAACAGAACCAGCAGCCAGCAAACUAUGGUGUCACAGCGGAUGAUAUCAAGACCGACCUAACCGCUGGUAAGGGUCGUCCAGAAUGGGUUUUUUCUUGUUAUGGCCCUGGUAAAAACGCCCCAAAGCAAUUAUUUGGAGGUGCUCAGCGAGAGCAAUCUUUCGAAGAGCUGCGGCUGCGUCACUAUGAAGCUGCUGCAACAGGAAAUGUAGAGCAGGCAGUCCAAGAGGCUCAGGCUUUGUACGCCGAGGCACUGAAACAGAUGGAUGUCAUAUUGAACGACCUUGGCGGUGCCGUGAAAUACAUCGUUGAUGGUAUCAACGAGCAUCCGAAUAGGAUUGAUAUCAUAGAAGGUAAGACAGGUCCUGCUGCCAGUCAAGGGCCCUCUCCAUUUGGCCAACCCUCGGCAUUCGGGCAACCAGCUGCUAGCGGUCAGACAUCAGGAUUUGGUCAACCGUCGGCAUUGGGGCAGAGUUCUGGAUUCGGACAACCAAGUGCUUUGGGCUCAGGAUCAGGAUCAGCCUUUGGCAAGCCCUCUGGGUUCGGUCAACCAUCGACGUUAGGUCAGCCAUCGGGAUUUGGUCAACCAUCGACGUUAGGUCAGCCAUCGGGAUUUGGUCAACCAUCUACCUUGGGCCAGAGUUCUGGUUUUGGACAACCAAGUACGUUGGGUUCAGGAUCAGCCUUUGGUAAGCCUUCAGGGCUAGGAGGUGGGCAGCCUGCGUUUGGUAAACCGGCGUUUGGGCAGCCCAGUCUAGGCCAGCAGAACCCAGGUCAGCCUGCUUUCGGUCAACCAUCAGCGUUUGGGCAACCUUCAUCAGUAGGAGGCUCAUCAUUCGGCGCAUCGACUAACGCGUCACCCUUUGGCGCAAUAUCAAACCAAAACCAGGGCGCAGGUGUCGGUUUUGGCCAAGCCGCAUCAGCUGUGUCUCCGUUUGCACAAGCUGCUAGCCAACAACCUGCAGCACCCUCUGGAUUUGGACAACCAUCUACAACCCCAGCAACAACUGGCGGCUUCGGUCAGCCGACGCAAACACCAUCCCCGUUUGGCCAGCCCCAACCCCAGCCCCAGUCAAAUCCAUUUGGACAACCAUCCACCGCACCAAAUCCUUUCGGGGCUCCCAGUCAACCACAGCAGCAACAAGCACAGGCCGCUCCUUCACCCUUUGGCCAACCAGCGGCCGGUUUCGCCCAGCCUGCCCAACAACAACCGCCAGCUCCUACCGCAACGGCGGGCACUGGCCCUCCUGCCAUCAUCAAGGUUGAGGAUCCAAAUCAGCUCAGCCCCAUUCCACCCUUAUCCGGCCAGACGGUCCGAGAUCCUAUGACCAAGAGACUGUCCACAUGGAAAGGGCAGCCAGUCAAGUAUAUUGACAACAAUCCGUGUUAUCUGCAUCCUCAAGACCGCCAAACAUAUGUUCGCAUCUUCUUCCCGGAUGGGCCUCCCGACCAGGCAAGCCUGAGAGAUGCCACAGGGAAAUCGGAAGAGUAUACCCCCGAGGUCACGGAACAGUAUGAGUUCUUUGUGAAAAACGGAUACUUCAAGGACGGCGUCAUCCCAAGCGUACCACCCAAGACGGAAUGGGUGAGCUUCGACUUCUAA